Trichoderma harzianum CBS 226.95 is the source of this 1152-nucleotide messenger RNA. RefSeq lists its product as hypothetical. The coding region runs from base 1 to 1152 and encodes 383 amino acids. The record is from RefSeq and is a predicted model, not a curated record. The transcript is spliced from 2 exons. NCBI's taxonomy places the organism in Eukaryota, Fungi, Ascomycota, Sordariomycetes, Hypocreales, Hypocreaceae.
AUGGCUCCUUCAAAAGAAGUAGCCGCUGCCGGCUCAAAGGCCGUGGUUUCAAUUGAUUCCGCCCAGACCCUCAAAGCUUCAAAAGCUCUCCUCGCACACAUCAAAAAGGCCUCCAAGGAACAGACCGAGGCCUCGUCCAAGCGCAACAUCCUCGAAGACGACGUCGACGCGGAAAAGACCGUCUGGCUGACGCUCACCACCAAGCGACACAUCUCCGACAAGGCCCGCCUGCAGCCCGGCAAGAUCCCGCUGCCGCACAGCCUCAACGCCUCGGCCGAGACCACCGUCUGCCUCAUCACCGCCGACCCGCAGCGGGCGUACAAGAACAUUGUCGCCUCGGACGAGUUCCCCGCCGAGCUGCGCAAGAAGGUGACCCGCGUCAUCGACGUCACCAAGCUCAAGGCGAAGUUCAGCCAGUACGAGGCCCAGCGCAAGCUCUUCGCUGAGCACGAUGUUUUCCUUGGUGACGACCGCAUCAUCAACCGUCUGCCCAAAAUCCUCGGCAAGACCUUUUACAAGUCCACCCUCAAGCGCCCUAUCCCCGUCGUCCUGAAGCCCAAGGCCCGCAAGGUCGACGGCAAGAAGACCAAGCCCCAGAAGAAGGAGGGCGAGGUCAACGCCGGCUCUGCCGCUGAGAUUGCAAAGGAGAUUGAAAAGGCCCUGUCUUCGGCCCUCGUCAGCCUCUCCCCGACCACAAACACCGCCGUCCGCGUGGGCUUCUCCGACUGGACCCCCGAGCAGCUGGCCGCCAACAUCGAGACCGUCGCCGCCGCCAUGGUCGACAAGUGGGUGCCCCAGCAGUGGCGCAACGUCAAGAGCAUCUACAUCAAGGGCCCCGAGACCGCCGCCCUGCCCAUCUGGCUGACCGACGAGCUCUGGCUGGACGACAAGGACGUCAUUGCCGACGCUGAGGGUGAGGCUAAGAAACUCAAGGCUGCUGAAAAGGCCAACAUUGGCAAGAAGCGCAAGACUACCGACGACAGCGCCGAGCAGCAGGCUGAUGCCCCCGCGGCCAAGAAGGCCAAGAAGGCCGCCAAGGAGAGCAAACCCAAGGCGGAGAGCAACGACGACAAGCUGGACAAGCAAAUCUCAGAUCGUAAGUUGAGGCUGAGAAGCGCAAAGGCCGCAGCUAAGAAGGCAGUGGAAGAGUAA